Entrophospora candida is the source of this 327-nucleotide messenger RNA. The record is from the annotation of a GenBank genome assembly. Lineage: Eukaryota; Fungi; Glomeromycota; Glomeromycetes; Entrophosporales; Entrophosporaceae.
AUGGCAAGACAAACCACCUUCUUUAAUUCAACUAUUUGGAAAACAAUUAAAUCGAUUUUCACCGGCGAACGUACCUAUCGAUGUAUUUUAAAAGGUUAUGAGGCGGAAGAUAUGUUUAGGGGAACACGAUAUCAUGAAGAAAUUAGCAAGAAUAAUUCAAACCACCAAUCACUUGAAUCUCAUGCUACAAUAGUACAGCUAGAGAUGACUGUAGAAUGGUUUCAAGAAAAUAUUAAAGAUGUAAAAGGGCAUGAACAAUUAAGAAUUAAUUUCGUUCAGAUCAAGAAUAUUGCAUAUAAAAAGAAAUUCUUGCCAUGUGAUUCUUAA